Molecule: messenger RNA, 2470 nt
Organism: Austrofundulus limnaeus
Lineage: Eukaryota; Metazoa; Chordata; Actinopteri; Cyprinodontiformes; Rivulidae
Gene: ctdnep1a
Product: CTD nuclear envelope phosphatase 1a
Exons: 8
Coding region: 641-1378 (245 amino acids)
Molecular function (GO): phosphatase activity
Source: RefSeq, a predicted model, not a curated record
UUUUUUCUUUUUUUUUCCUUUCCACGUGGACGUGCCGCGCGCGCAACCGCAUUGCUCGUCGUCGUCUCGCGGAAGUGACGGCAAAGGCGGCGAUGGCGGCUCGCACGGUUUCAUUCCGGACUUCCACUGGACUACAAACCCGAUUUUAGCCGGUCCGCUUGGACUUUCGGGGAACUUCUUGCGGAMGCGGCUCGCCACGGGAAGCGUCGCGGGCCGACGGGACGUUGAGCCGGUGCCUGUCAGCGAACCUCCGCGCGGCUUUUCUGGUGGGGGUAUUUCUGUCCCGAGUUCAAGGUGGUCACCCUGCCUGUCGAGCUAGCGGUAGCUUCGCGGCUAUCGGCUAAAAGAGCUGCGCGUUGAGAUCCAAACAGCAGCAGACGUCGCACCUACACAAGGUUUCUCUUUGAUUUUGACAUACGUUCGUCGGCGUUCGUCACAAAACUUUCAUGUUWUGCUAACAGCGCCACGAGCUUGCACAGCUCGGCCUCCUGACUGUUGGAAUUGMUAGUUAUUUUUUUGGCGGCUGUGUAACUGAAAAGACGGGAUUUGGGCUGUCCAGGAGAAGCUCUGCUCUGCUGCCUGCUCUCAGCUGAGAACUGAACUUGUUGUGUGGGAGGAGGGUCUCCGGGUGCUCAUCAACAUGCUGAAGACCCGCCAGUGUCUGUUGGGCAUCCGCACCUUUCUCAACUUUACGUCCAGAAUAUGGAACUUCCUCAUGUACAUUCUCAGGAAGCACCUGCGGACGAUAAUCCAGUAUCAAACGGUGCGAUACGAUAUUCUGCCCCUGUCGCCCAUCUCCAGAAACAGACUCAAUGCAGUAAGGAGGAAGAUUCUGGUUCUGGAUCUGGAUGAAACCCUGAUCCACUCUCACCACGACGGGGUCAUGAGGCAGACAGUGAAACCUGGCACACCGCCAGACUUUAUCCUCAAAGUCGUCAUCGACAAGCAUCCAGUCAGAUUCUUUGUACAUAAAAGGCCACAUGUUGACUUCUUUUUAGAAGUGGUGAGCCARUGGUACGAGCUGGUGGUCUUCACAGCCAGUAUGGAGAUCUACGGCUCGGCGGUCGCAGACAAGCUGGACAACAACAGGAACAUCCUGAAACGCAGAUACUACAGACAGCAUUGCACAUUGGAUCUAGGUAGUUAUAUUAAAGACCUGUCUGUAGUACACGAUGACCUGUCCAGUAUUGUUAUCCUGGAUAAUUCGCCUGGUGCUUAUCGAAGCCAUCCAGACAAUGCAAUACCCAUCAAGUCCUGGUUCACUGACCCUAGUGACACAGCACUUCUUAACUUGCUGCCUAUGCUGGACGCACUAAGGUUCACCGCUGACGUCCGCUCCGUCCUCAGUCGAAACCUCCACCAGCACCGGCUCUGGUGAUCGGCCGAACAGAAGAGGUGUUGUUGAUCAGCCUCRUCCUCUCUCUGCUGCUGGUCCCCUCCCUGCCCUCCGCUCCCACCCAGGCGACCCGCCAGCCCUCUCUCAGACAUCUCUCUGGGAGACGAGGUUAGGGGCGAGCGCCUAACUGGGGAUGAACAGUACGGGAUCACCCCCGCGGAAAGGAAAAUAAAUAAACUACUGGGGAAAGGAGAGGGAGCCAGUUUUUUCCUCUUACCUUCUUCAAUCUUUUUYUUUUUUUUCCCCCAAAACAUAAAAAGGAGCCUCUCUGCCUUACAGCUCCUGAUACUGACUGGGUGAGUGGAGAAUUUUCAGAUUGAUUGGAGACGUUUUAAAGAAGAAGCAACAAAAACAAUAUUUUUUCCUGCUUUUUGAUCAUCAUUUCACUYCUGCUGCUGCUGAGAACUCAUCGAUCUGUCUCAUCCUCUGAGAGAACGAGUUAGGAAAAAAUAAACUUUUUACCCCCUUUUAUGUUCUAUUUUUAUAAUCCCUACACUGAAUGAUUUAUUCCUCAAGUACUUGUUUUUCUCCCCGAGAAUGGAUUUAUUUAAUUAAUSUUAUUGAUGAACUUUGCUUGCAACAAAACAUCGACAUAAUUUUUUUUCUCCAAGUCAAAAAAAAAAUCAAACUCCACCUUUUGUGAUAAGACCAAAAAAAAAAAAAAGAACAGCUCAACGAGAAGUGGACUGCCGUGCCGCUGUUUACAUAUCUGAUUGUUUAUCACAAUAUAUGAUGAAUUUUACAGUCAUGACUUUUUGCCCCUCUUUCCCCCCCCCCCCUUUUUUUUUGGUCAUUUGGUCUUGGUUUCAUCUAAAGGCUAUUGCACUUAAUUUCCUCCUGUUUUGUUGCAGAUUUUCUGUUCGACUCAAAUUUGCACCCCCCUCCCUUCUCCGUUACCACCUUUUUGAUUGUAUGGGUUCAGCUAUAACACCAUCCUCCCUCCCCCUCAACUCCACUCUUGGUCUUAAAAUGCCUUCUGAACAACAUUGGUCUCAUCAGAGCUCACAGCGGCUUCUUAUCGGCUCUGUCUCCAUGUCUGUGAUACUAAUAAAACACUUGUCAGUAUCAAAGUUA